Molecule: messenger RNA, 2123 nt
Organism: Paecilomyces variotii
Lineage: Eukaryota; Fungi; Ascomycota; Eurotiomycetes; Eurotiales; Thermoascaceae
Product: MFS transporter
Exons: 3
Coding region: 261-1979 (572 amino acids)
Biological process (GO): transmembrane transport
Molecular function (GO): transmembrane transporter activity
Source: RefSeq, a predicted model, not a curated record
CUGGAACGACUAAAGACAUGGUUCUAGAGGGCAUACAGCGUUCUAGAGCAAUCGUGGCUUUUUCCAUCCGGGUUUUGGUCCGAAUUUUUGUCCGGAUUUUCAGCCGAGCGGUCGAUCUGCGGCACGUGACAGGCCCAGGCAACAGUUGGGGAUAUUUUAACUAUUCGACUAUUUAACCAGUUGGAUGUCGUCGGAAGAUUAUUAAUUCUCUGAUUAUCUGGUCCCCCGCGUUUCCCGGAUACCUGGACGACAAUAUUGGGAUGGUUGCGGAGAACGGUUCCACAGAGAGAUCCUCUGUGGAUAUCAAGACGGGGCCGCUCGAGACAACACAGUCAACACCGUCAAUACAGUCAGCACACUCAGGUCAGGAUGUCUCUACAGAUGCUGGUGAUGCCGGCGCAGCAGCGGAGAAGAACAACGAUGGUGAUGCGCUGGAGAAAGAGGAGGAAUAUCCCUCGAGUUGGCGAUUGGCGCUGAUAACGAUUGCGCUGUGCUUGUCGGUGUUUUGUAUGGCUUUGGAUAAUACAAUCAUCGCGACUGCCAUCCCCCGAAUCACUGAUCAGUUCCACGCAUUGGACGACGUCGGUUGGUAUGGAGCCGCCUAUUUGCUCACCACCUGCUCCGUCCAGCUUAUCUUUGGUAAACUGUACACCUUCUACUCGAUUAAGUGGACCUUUCUCGUCGCGCUGUUCAUUUUCGAGCUGGGAUCUUUCGUCUGCGGUAUUACACCAACCUCACUCGGCCUGAUUCUUGGCCGUGCGGUGGCCGGUCUGGGCGCUGCGGGUAUAUUCUCCGGCGCAAUGUUGAUCAUCAGUCGGACAGUGCCUCUGCGCCAGCGUCCGACAUACAUGGGUCUGAUCGGUGGUAUGUACGGCAUUGCGUCAGUGGCAGGACCUCUCAUGGGCGGUGCUUUCACGGACAGAGUCACCUGGCGUUGGUGUUUCUAUAUCAACCUGCCCUUCGGUGCCGUCACCGCGAUUUUUAUUAUCUUCUUUUUCCAGACUCCCGGCAAGAAGGUCAAGAGCAACCUGACUCUCAUAGAGCAACUGCGUCAGCUGGAUUUCGAAGGCACCGCGCUCUUCAUCCCUGGCGUCGUGUGCCUGCUGCUGGCGCUGCAGUGGGGAGGCACAACAUACCCGUGGCAUAAUGGGCGGAUCAUUGCGCUAUUCGUGCUUUUCGGUGUCCUCAUCGCCGGCUUCGUGGGCGUGCAGAUCUGGAAGCAGGAGAGGGCGACAGUGCCACCCCGCGUAUUCAUGAAUCGCAAUGUGUGGGCGUGCUCCCUUUUCGCGGCAUCGCUAGGCGCCGCCUUCUUUGUGAUGGUCUACUAUCUCCCUAUCUGGUUUCAAGCGAUCAAAGCUGCAUCCGCUGUCAAAUCCGGUAUCAUGAAUCUGCCGACGAUUCUCACACUGGUGAUCAUGUCGAUGAUCGCCGGAGGUCUUGUUACAUAUGUUGGCUAUUACACGCCAUUUAUGCUGCUCUCCUCAGUGCUGAUGGCCGUUGGCGCAGCCAUGCUGUCGACAUUCGACGUGACCACUCCGCAUGAGAAGUGGAUCGGAUAUCAGAUCAUCUUCGGUGCCGGCGUCGGUUUUGGCAUGCAACAGAGUAUGGUAGCCGUGCAGGCUGCCCUGGAUGCGAAGGAUGUCCCCGUCGGCACGGCCAUCAUCAUGUUCUCCCAGACAUUCGGCGGUGCCCUCUUUAUCUCCGUGGCACAGAGCGUGUUCGAGAACCAGCUUGUGUCGAAGGUCACCGCGGCUCAUAUCGACGGCUUGAACCCGGCUAUCGUCGUCAGUACCGGCGCUACACAGAUCCAAUCUCUCAUCCCGAAGCAAUUUCUCCCAGCUGUGCUUGCCGCCUACAAUGCUGCCGUCACUCACACCUUCUACGUUUCAGUCGCCAUGGCGUGCAUCUCGCUCGUCGGUGCUUCCGCCGUCCAGUGGAUUUCUGUCAAGGGCAAGAAAAUCGAGAUGGCCGCCGCGUAGUGGCCUGUUUAUGAUAUUUCUUUUUUUUUUUUUUUUUCUUUUUGUCCUCUACUCUAUACAUACUGACAGAUUCCCCAAAAGCUAUUUCGUCAUAGUAGCAUUAUUCUUCCUAGAUAAAUAAUAUAAUUCAUAAUAGAUCUCGUC